Messenger RNA from Liolophura sinensis, 5182 nucleotides. Its product is annotated as histone-lysine N-methyltransferase KMT5B-A-like. Gene Ontology annotation, molecular function: histone H4K20 methyltransferase activity; protein binding. The record is from RefSeq and is a predicted model, not a curated record. Gene Ontology annotation, cellular component: nucleus. The transcript is spliced from 8 exons. Bases 185 to 2533 code for a protein of 782 amino acids. Lineage: Eukaryota; Metazoa; Mollusca; Polyplacophora; Chitonida; Chitonidae.
UGGUCGAGGCCGCCAUUUUGGGAGAAUAGGGCCGAGAGACGCAGAGCAGAAUUAGGCUUAUUUAUAUUUACGGGAAAGGGCGAUCUUUUCAGCAUUCUAGAUUUUGACUCGUGGAAUAUGAAAUAAGUUGUAACCAAGCAUUCAACACUUCCAGGAGGUAUUCAGGUGGACUUAUAAAGGCAACAUGGUUGUAGAGGGAAACCGUGGCAUGCCUUCCACAGGAAUGACCUCAAAGGAGCUGGCAGAAAAUGAUGACCUGGCCACAAGUUUGGUCUUGGACUCCUACCUAGGUUUCCCAACACACAAGAUGAACACCAGAUUCCGUCCAAUAAAGAAGCAGGAAGAGUUGAAGUCUGUUGUGCAAAAUUUCAUGGUGGAACAGAAUUAUGAGAAAACUUUUAAAACAUUUACAGAAAUGAUAGAAAAGACAAGGAAUUGCUUUUUAUCAAAGUCCAAAUCACAGCAGGAAACCUUCAAAGAGCAUGUGUUUCGAUAUUUGAGGAUGUUUGAUCAAAAUGCAGGCUUUGAAGUGUUGCCUUGUUAUCGCUAUUCCAUGGAGGGGCAAGUGGGUGGGAAGAUCUGUGCUACAAGAAUGUGGAAAAGUGGAGAAAAGAUCUCAAUGCUGGUGGGCUGUAUUGCUGAGCUGACAGAGGACGAGGAAGAUGACUUGCUUAGACCAGGCGUCAAUGACUUCAGUGUUAUGUACUCAUGUAGAAAAAACUGCGCCCAGCUGUGGCUUGGUCCAGCUGCCUUUAUCAACCAUGAUUGCCGGCCAAAUUGCAAGUUUGUGUCAACUGGAAGAGAUACUGCUUGUGUGAAAGUUUUAAGGGAUAUUGCCCCAUCAGAAGAGAUCACCUGUUACUAUGGAGAAGACUUUUUUGGUGAUAACAACUCCCUUUGUGAAUGUGAAACAUGUGAAAGACGGAAGUUGGGAGCUUUCCGGCCGAAGAAUCCCCCUGGGAGUCCAGAGCUAGACGGGUACAAACUGAGAGACACAGAUGACAGACUAAGUCGAUUAAAGGCAAAGGCAGCAAACAAUAAAAAUGGAGCUUUAUCGUUCUCAACCUCUUUACAUCCUGCAUAUGAAAAUUGGGAUUCUAGAGACAACAACUUACAAAAACAGGCACAUUUGUUAAAAGCAGCAGAGUUGAAGAGGCGUGGCAUAACCCGUUACGAUGCUGAAAUUUUACUGUCACAAGGCCUUAAACUGCCAGAGCCAAAAGUUGUCCUUGGUAGAAAGUUGCCACCCUCAAUACAUCGACAUCACACUGUGAAAGUAAAAGAAAAUGACGAAAUAUCUCUGACAGAUCGCUCGCCGGCUAAGAGUACACGAUCUGCUAUUAGUUAUGGGAAAUGUGCCAAACAGGCCUUAAGCUUCAGUCGUAGAAGAAGUAUGAAAUCUACAACAUCACGGGUCUCUAAGAAAACUAUGUCCCAGGACCCUCCAACACAUUCUAAGGUUAGAUGUGAACAGGAAGGAUCAGUAGACAGUGAUCAGGCACCUGUUGUGUCUCAGAAUGUAAAAGAGACACUGUCAGAUUCCCUGCAUAUAGAGAGCCCAACUACGAGUGAAAAAGGCGCUGCUGGCAGUAAGCCUUGUGUGGGUUCUGCGGGAAAACUGGCUGACCCUCCAGCCAGGGUUAGUCCCAGGACGCGUAGUAAACAGAAUGGCAUGGACAGCUCUCUACUGGGAAUAUUGACCUCUAGUGUUCAUGCCAAUCAGGAAACAAAGGCUCAAAGUGGCAGCACUCCAGCUAAUCCUGCUAUGUGCAUGACUCAAAAUUUAGUGUGUAAAAGUGAGACAGCGACCUCAAUUGCUCCCUCUUUGGCAAAGUUGCAGGGCGAAACGGAAGUUUUAUCAGAACACUGUGAUAGCAUAGCAAAGCCGGAGGACAGACUGGUAGAAACCGGGGCUAUGGAGACAUCUCAUCAGUCUUAUGUUUUAGAUUUAAGCUGUCCCCAGUCUUCACAAUCCCCGAGCCAUCCUCAAUCAGUCCAUAAACAGGACACUCCUGCUGAAACAAACUGUGAUUGUCUGACUCCACCAAAGAUUAAACCCAACAACAAACGCAAGUUCAAAGAUGUCAUUUAUGCCAGCACAUUACACCAUGAUUCCAAUCUCAAAGUCCCAAAGAUAACUAUUCGAAUGACAAGAGAAGUGGAGAAUGAAGAAAUGAACAGUGUAGUGAACGACAUGAUGAAAGAUGAGCCAAAGAAGAACGACCUUUUCCUCAGUAUGGAUGACACAGACAGCCAGGGUUGGGAAAGCAGUCAUUCAAGGUCACCUCAUAAGAAAAAGAAAAAAUCAAAGAAAGACAUUCGACAUAGUAAAAGUGGGAUCAUCAAACUGGAAGAUAAUGAUGACAACAUGAUACACAUUGAACCUCAGAAUUUGUAUUCAUCUGUCCAGUGCAACAACAACAAUAACAAUAGUAUUGACAGUGACACAACACCAUGUGUGAAGAGACUUCGGUUAAAGUUUGGAGGAAACUCUAUAGCUAUCACUUUGCCUUCAGUUCAAGACCAGAUAUGAACUCCUUGUAUCUCUUCCAAGAAUAACUGUUUCAGGACCUGGCACAGUGCAAUUUUAACAAUUUUAGCAGAUGGGUGAUGCGAACUGAGUUGCUUGUGUUUAUAUGUAUUAUCACAUGCACAUAUAUGCUGUUAAAACCAGGUAGAUGAGUUGUGGGCCAUGUAUACGUGAACUGUUGAGUUUAUAGUAAAUCCUGGUUUCUUAUAUUCAGAAAUACUUAUUUAAAUGAAGUGCUAUUUAUGACCUCUGAGAUGUUAACCUCAUAAAGUGAAGUAUUUUUGUCCCUAGGAUCAUCCUUAACUCAUUCUCUUCUUAUCUUUAGCUCACAAUAGUACUUUCUUGUUAACAUUAUUAGUUCUGAAGUUUUCAGGAUGUUGUUUUGUUUUAAACUUCUGUUAAAGUUUCUAGGUGUUAUGUUAUCAUGUUUGCAACAGGCCCAGACAGUGUGCAUGUAGGUUAUUCUACACAUUCCAUUAAUGCUAUCAGGUUAGCAUCAAGAUUACUGAUGCCACGAAGGCAUGACUAUAAUGGAACUUCUGGAACUGUAGAAAUAAUGCUUCUGAAUUUACUUUUGCUGUUAGAAAGGAACAUCACAAUAUCACAAUUUCUAAAGCCGUAAAAAAAAAACACAUACUGGUGCAUUAAAAUUAACUGUUUUGCAAGUAAAAACUUUCUACACUAAUCUGACCUCUUUCCAAGUAAGAAUACAGCUCUAAGUAUGGAAUUUCCACCUAGGGCGAAUUCUUUCUGCACACAACAUAUUUAUGACAAGUGAUGUCUUCGCAGUGAAAACCCUUUGUGAAUUUACCAAACCAGCAAUUGACACAUUUCAGCAUACUGAGAGGACAACUUGAGAUGGGUCAGUCUCGCAGUGUGACGUCAGGUGUCUUCAUUCUGACUUCGAAUCAUGAGAAAAAAGAUGUCACCAAUGUUUAUGGCUAUCAUGUGUUGUUUUUAUGAAAACAGGUGUUUGAUAAUAGUGUUCAUUGUGUGUGUUCAUGUGCAGAAGAGGGUGUGGUUGAGUUUCCAUGACUGCUUUAAUCAGCAGAUGAAAUCAUGUUUGCUUUCCAAAUUAACCAUGUCAUUUUUGAAUGCUGAUUUUAUCUACAUGUGAUCGAUUGCAACAUUUCAAAAAUGAAAUUUCAAAUUCAAAGCGAUUUUUUUCUUACCAAUGUAAAAGUUCUUACUGUUUUAACAUGACAAAAACAGGUUUUAAGGUAUGUCUUUUAUUAUUUUUAAAAAUACAUGUACUUGUUGCAGUACUUUCAUCAUGGUUCAACAAUUUCAGUAAUUUUCUAAACUGGUGUAAAAGAGUUAUAAUGAUGUAUGGAAUUGUGGACCAUUUUAUGACAGAUCAAGUCCUGAAAGAGUAAUUCAGAUGUUUUUUUUAUUUUUAGAAAUACAUGUACUUGUUACAGUACUUUCAUCAUGGUUCAAAAAUUUCAGUAAUUUUACUGGUGUAAAAGUGUUAUAAUAAUGCAUGGAAUUAUGGACCAUUUUAUGACAGAUGUUCAGAUGAUUAGUUUUAUCAAAUAUGGUUUUAGAAACACCAAUUUCAGUUGCUACAUCAUAUUGUGCAUUCAUCUACAGUUCAGGUUAGACACUGUAUGUCUCCAUGCCCUGAUUUUUUCAAGCUAAGUUUUGUUUUAGCCAACUAUUGAGCCAAUUCGUACAUGUAUCAUCCAGGUUUUACUUGUUGUUCAAGCAACAUCUAUGAAGGACACAAAUAUCUGUGUCUCUUGAAACCAUCUUAGUUUGUAAAAGUGCGAAAGCACACAUGAUUUAUAGGAUUUUGUUAAAAAGCUACUUUUUUCUGUAGGGAAAAGUGAUACAUAUACAUGGAAAGGCCGUCUUAACCCUUAGUCUGCUUGUGUGGUCAAGAAAGUACUGUAUUUGAUCUAAAAAUCAACUGUAGAGGCAUACUGUAUUUGAUCUAAAAAUCAACUGUAGAAGCAAAUAAAGGUAAUGACAUACUACUUUUAGUGCUGAAAGUUAGAUUUUGCCAUAGGGUAUCAUCCUACCUUUCAUACAAACCUUAAAACAGAUUUUAAGAUCAUUAGAGCCCUCAGAAUAGGGCAAAAUGUGUGACUCAGUCAUGGACGAAAUUUUAGGUCAAAUCAGUAUCUUUUAAUUGUUUGUUGUUUUAAAGAAGCAUUUUGUUUCCAGGACAAGCUGAAAGGGAUGAUUUCAUCACUACAUAGCCUUUUUUUAAAAAAGCAUCAGGUUAAAAUGUGCCACAAAAUAAUCUGAAAUGAUAUGAAGCAAUAGUAACAAACACCAGCUUUCAAAAUACUACAUAUUUAUGGCUUUAUUUCUCUAAGCCAUAAUAAUGUAUGUAAUCUCUAAAUGAACAAAGAGCGGACUAGGUGAAAAAAAAAAGCUUUCGCAGCGUUACUUGUCCAUACUUGCUUCCUGGUUUAAUUAAAGACUAGCUCUUGUUGUGUAUACGCACAUACUUAGCCUGCUUCACUGGUCUCUCUUCUCAAUUAAUCGCACAUAAAAUGAUAAUUUUAUCUGAGGAAGGGUCAUGUUUCAUUUGUGGUUGUGUCACAUCCUUUGGGGUCUUAAAUUGAGGUAUUGGUUGGCGUCUGUCGCAGACCAAUAUAUUUGUAUUUGUUGAAUUUGUUUUAAAAGAUACAAUAAAAUACA